Molecule: messenger RNA, 3013 nt
Organism: Neofelis nebulosa (Clouded leopard)
Lineage: Eukaryota; Metazoa; Chordata; Mammalia; Carnivora; Felidae
Exons: 4
Coding region: 1-723 (240 amino acids)
Biological process (GO): virion assembly
Source: RefSeq, a predicted model, not a curated record
AUGAUUGAGGCCCAACCCCCGGCCUACCUCCGCACCUCCCAGGCUCUGGCCUGGCUUCCUGGCGCGUCAGCCGGGGCCAGCGCAGGCGCAGUCGCAGUGGUUAGUAACGGUUGCUCCAGCCGGCGUGCGGGUGAGGUGGCGGGCGACGGCCCCGUGCGCCGCUUCCUGGGUCUUAGGUGCGUUUGUCUCCAGGGUCACAAUACGGCCGGAAGGACAGUGGGUGGGCCGAGGGUGAAAAAAGAGCGAACUCACCCCACGUGGGACAAUUGCCAGCAGCUUUUGCAGGUCCUGUUUACGACUGAGGAGAGAGAAAGAAUCCUCAAUGAGGCCCGAAAACUAGUUCUGGGUGCAGAAGGGAAUCCCACCACCAACCAGGCUCAGAUAGAUGCCUCCUUCCCCUUAACUCGGCCCAAGUGGGAUUUCAACACGACAGAAGGGUUCCAGAGGACGCACGAGGACAUUUGGCUGCGCCUCCAUGCCAUCUACAAGGCCGGCCCAACCCCGACACAUCAUCAGUACAGGCCGGGAGACUGGGUCUACGUCAAGAGGCACCGCCAAGAGACCCUCGAGCCGUGCUGGGAGGGACCCUACAUCGUGGUGCUGACAACCCCCACUGCUCUCAAAGUAGACGGCAUUGCAACCUGGGUCCAUCACACCCACGUUUGGCCAGCGGACCCCUGCUCAAUCCGGAAGGAUUUUGUCACGCAAUGGGCUGUCAAUUGAGACCAACACAACCCGCUCAAGCUCAAGCUACAGCGCAUUCGACCCACCUAAUAUUGGUAACUCUGUUAGCUCUGCUUGUCACUGCUCAUGCUGUUGAGAGUCCCCACGUCCCCCAAAACAUCACCUGGCAGAUCAUAGACACCGGCUCGGGGACAAUACUUAAUCAGACUUCCCAGAGCCACUCCAGGGGCAUUUGGUUCCCAGAACUUUGCAUAGACCUCCAAACUCUGCUCCCCUUGUCACCAUAUGCCCCCGGAUUCCAUGCACAGAACCUUUAUUUCUAUGUCUGCCCCAGCCACUCUCGCUCGAGCACAUGUGGGGACACGGCUGACUACUUUUGCGCCUCCUGGUCAUGCGUCUCAACAGGGCACAUCUGGUGGACCCCACCACGCACCGGAGAUCUCAUCGUGGUAAAGCGGCCCAGUGGCCCCCGACCGCCAUAUGCCUGGGGGCGCGGUAAUCCCAUAGUUAUAUCCUUUACAAGCCAAGGUAAAAAAACAACAGGAUGGGAGAGUGGAAAAACCUGGGGACUCAGGAUAUACGACUGGGUUAGGCUGGGAGCCAAGGACAAGGGAACGUUAUUUACCCUCCGAAUGCAAGCAACUCCCCUUGCCCAGCAGUCCCCCAAGGCGGUAGGACCCAAGUAGUUACCUGACCUGCCCCCGCCCGGAUGGCCACGCCCAGAAACACCCAGGCCCCGGCCACACGGCCCUCCACAUCCCCUGUCCCUACUGGAGUGUCAUCCGCAUCUCCUGCCCCGGGUCACAACUUACUAUCUGAUACAGACCCCCUGUGGAGCACGGUUGUCAGAGCAUACCAGGUACUAAACACUUCUAGGCCCGACCUGACCAAGUCCUGUUGGCUCUGUCUAGAUGUCCAGCUCCCAUAUUACGAAGGUAUUGCCAUUAAAGGCAAUUAUACAACAGCCUCCAACUCUAGCUCCUGCAGAUGGCAGCAGGCUACUGCAAGACUAACCCUCCAGGCAGUAACAGGGCAGGGCACUUGCGAAGGCCACGUGCCCCCCGGGCAGUCACAUCUCUGUAGUGAAACCCUAACAGUCCCCAGGGAGACAGUGUAUCUACUUCCCCCAAAAAAUGCAUGAUGGGCCUGUUCCAGCGGCCUCGCUCCCUGCGUCCACUCCCAAGUCCUUAACUCCUCGAAGGAAGGCUUCUGCGUACUCGUGCAGUUGAUCCCCAAGCUGGUGUACCAUUUGGGGGAAGAAAUAUUUAACAGGUUAGGCUCUACUAACUCCCGAAGUAAAAGAGAGCCCAUUACAACCCUAACUCUGGCUGCGCUCUUGGGACUGGGAUUAGUGGAGGUAGGGACCGGAAUAUCCUCACUCGUCAUCCAGGACAAAAACUACAGAACCCUAAGGGCAGCCAUUGACUUAGACAUAGAAAGAAUUGAGAAAUCAAUUUCUCAUUUACAGAAAUCCCUUACUUCCUUAUCAGAAGUAGUACUCCAAAACAGAAGGGGAUUAGACUUAUUAUUCAUGCAGCAAGGAGGACUAUGUGCAGCCCUAGGGGAAGAAUGUUGCUUCUAUGUUGAUCACUUGGGGGUCGUAAAAGAAUCUAUGGCCCUCACAAGGGAAGGGCUGCAAAAACGAAAGUUAGAGAACAAUCUCAGUCCUGGUACGAGUCUUUGUUCAACUGGUCUCCCUAGUUAACUACCCUCAUCUCGGCCCUUGCCGGACCCCUCGCCAUCCUGCUCCUACUAGUAACCCUCGGACCCUCUAUCAUCAACAGCUGGUCCAGUUUGUCAGGGACCACGUGGGGGCUGUCCAACUAAUGGUCCUCCGUGCUCAGUACAAGCCCUAAUAACAGAAGAGGACAAAAUAGAAAUGCAGCCGGUCCCAUGAUUGGGUCCGUAAGCUACAUGACAAGGGGGGAAUGAAAGAGCGGACCUAGGCCGGCCGACUCCAUUUUGUUCUGUGUCCUCUAUCUUGAGUGACUAUGUCCCCCACAUGGCCCCCUUUCCGGGGGAAAACCGCAGAAAGAAAUUCCCGCUCAAACCUUAGACCACACCUCCUCCCCUUGAGUAACUUCCUGCUCACCCGUUCAAACUUCCCGUUCAAACCACGCCCGGCAACCUGCCCAUCGGGACUCUGAACCUUCCCCAGCCAAUCGGCUAAGGACACGACCAUCACCCCACCAACUGCCCUUAGAUCCCUAUAAAACCUUUGUGCUUUUGAAACUCGCGCUCUCUCUCUGGCAUCUCACCGCUACGUCGGUGCAGGUAGGGGAUUGAGCUCUAGCUAGCUCGAAUAAAGGCUCUUUGCUUUUGCAUCGGA